Myzus persicae (green peach aphid) is the source of this 1747-nucleotide messenger RNA. RefSeq names its product beclin 1-associated autophagy-related key regulator (gene Atg14). The record is from RefSeq and is a predicted model, not a curated record. The transcript has 9 exons. Lineage: Eukaryota; Metazoa; Arthropoda; Insecta; Hemiptera; Aphididae. Gene Ontology annotation, cellular component: extrinsic component of phagophore assembly site membrane; phosphatidylinositol 3-kinase complex, class III; autophagosome. Gene Ontology annotation, biological process: autophagosome assembly; cellular response to starvation; mitophagy. The coding region runs from base 248 to 1696 and encodes 482 amino acids.
CAUAAUACUAGAAAAGUCAAAGGUACGUCAGUAGUCAGUACGCGUUGUUGUUGUUGUUGUUGCUGUCGUCCUUGUCUCCGUGAUCGUAUUAUAGCCAAAAGUAGACAUUGUCGUAGUUGUUUUAGUGGCGUUUCGCGUCGACGUCGGUGGGUAGCUGAUGCGUAUGGCCGCCCCACUUGUCUCGUCCGAUGUCGAUAACAAUUAUUACUGUUGACGUCGUUCUAUUGCGUCGUCGUCGCCACCGCCGAUGGACAGACCGUCCACGAUUGUCCCGGCGGUACCCGACGCGACUCCGGCUGCAGCCCCAGCCCCGGGAGGGUCGAGCAAGGGGUUCGGAGUCCCGGGAUGCCGAAAGACCAGCCAGAAGUGGUGUUGUGGCACCGAACAGUGUCCGAUGUGCCAUAGAUUCCGCAAGUUGUUCCACUGCAAGACCUGCGUUGGGAACGGUGACUUUGGACACUCAUCGGCCUUCGACAAGGGCAGGUUUUUCAAAAAACAAAUGAAAUUUCAAAGUAUUGUCUAUAGUUCUAAUUUGUUCAAAAAUGAGUGUGCUAAAAUGUUUUCAAAAAGACAGUGUACUACUUUGAAGAAAACAGAAACUUCAAUAUUACAAGAAAAAAUUAGAUUAUUGAAACUUGCUUUAUCGGACAAAAACAAAAUAUUAACAGAUAAAAAAAAUCAACUAAAAAAAAUAAAAUUAGAAAUAGAUAAUCAAAAAUCAAGAGUUGAUCGAUAUGGAAACCGUGUGGUGCGAUUAGAAGAUUUUACCAAAGGUCAAUCAUCCGUUUUAAAUGAUAAAAAUAAUGAACUAUUUGCAGUUAGACCCAAUUUAAAGAAUAUUAUUAAAACACGUAUUAAUCAGCUUGUUACUCACAUAUUCUCAUUGAACGAAGUACAUCCAACUAUUUUACAGAAUGAAGAAGUGGAUGUUAAUAAUAGUUUAAGUCAUGCAUUAGCAGAAGCUUCGAAACUUACAUAUGUAUGCGGCCAAUGGGUAGAUACUUGUGAAGAAUGGUCAAGACAAACAGAACUUGGAUACCGCAUCGUUGCACCUACUCUACCAGCAAAUGGAGACUACUCUGCAUAUAAUGAAUGGGUUUCAGAUAAGAAUAGGGAUUAUGCAUUUCAUCAAACUUUUAUUGAACCAAAUCCUGCGUGUACAAUAAGCGCUGCUCUUACAUAUACCUCGCAAUUAGUAAAGCAAAUUUCUUUUUUUAUAGACGUUUUUUUACCUAGGCGUCCAAAUUUUAGGUACUGUAAUCGUGAAUUUUGUGGCAAUGAGCUGAACGAAACAAAAUUUGCAAAAUAUGUUACCCACUUGAAUGCUAACAUUCUUUAUUUGUGCUUUUCACAAAAUGUUGACCCUAAAUUACUACAUCCUGAUCAUACACUAAAAAAUUUGCUGCAACUAUUGGAUACAUCUGUUAGUGAUCUAGGAAGGGUGGAUCCACCAGACAUUGAUAGUAAACUAUGCAUUGCGUUUGAAGAUAAGAUAACUUUUCAAUUAUUUUCAUGUACUGGCGACUCAGACUCUGAAGAAGACAAUUAUUAUGAAUGGGAAGCUGUACCAAACGUGGAAUACCCUGCAGAUCAUAAUCAAUUGUCUUCACAGUCUACUAGUAGUGUUGUUAGAGCAGGACUUGUGGCGAGUACAGCAGCCAGUUUAGCGUCAAUGUGGCGUGGUUGGACUAAAUAAUAAGUAAUAAAUUCUAAUUGAUGUUUUCUUCUUUAUUGUAUUAAUUGAAAA